AUGACAUCAACCCCAAAGAAAUCAUCUGAAGCUGAAGACGUAUUGGAAUUCUUAGCAUCAUUGCCAGAGUCUGAUCAAUCAAAACUGAAAGAUUUAAAAGAUAAAAAGGCAAAGAAUGGGAACGCUGAUGAUAGUGAUAUUUUGGAUUUCUUGGAUGAAUUGGAAGCUAAUGAUCAAAAAAAGAAAAAGACAAAAGAUAUAAAGAGUGAAGAGAAGAAAGACAAUAACCAACAAGAACCAAAACAGAAGGAAGAGAAAUCUGAAGAGAAACCUGAAGAAGAAACAAAAGGACAAACUGAAGUUUCAAAAGAUACUGAUAAUAAUAAUGAUGAUGAAUUACCAGAACUAAAUGAUCCAAUCACCUCGUUAUCAAAUUGGUGGUCAUCAAGUGGAUCAGCAACUGUUAAUUCAUUUUGGAGUAAUGCAACUCAACAAGCAAAUAAUUUUGCUCAAAAAGCUACAGAGGAAGCUUCAAAAUUUGCAAAAGAUAAUAAUUUAGAUGAAUCUUUUAAAAAAUUACAAAAUUUACAAAUUGAUGAAGAAACUAGAAAAAAAAUUUUAAAUAAUAAUGAAGAAAUUAAUUUACCUGAUCCUUCAAGAGCUUUUGGAUUCUUGACUAAAAAUUUAACAAAUGUUUUAAAUUCAAUUGUACAAACUGAUGAGAUUUUAAAAAUUCAAUUGAUCCAUGAUUUGGAAAAUUUUAAUAACCUAGAUCAAUUAUUAACUAAAAAUUUCAGAAAAGUUAUUAAACAAGUUCAAGGUGGUAUUAAAAUUGAAUUGAAUAAAAAUAGUACAUUAAGAAAUCACAACAAUAGAAAUUUAAACUUAUUCAAUGGGAAAUUAAUUGAUGGUGAAAAAUUAGCAUUUGCAAAUUUAGAAAAUUCAAUAAAUUCUUUUAAACAAGAAGAAAUUGAAGAUGAAGUUAGAAGUUCAAAAUUAUUCAUAUCAAUUUUACCAAUUCAUAUUUCAUCAACAUCAGGGAAUAAAGAUGACAUUGUACCAAUUGAUAAUCAAUCAAGUGGUUCAUUUUCAUUCACAAUCAUUUUAAAAGAUAUUACUCAUGAUAUAACAAUCAUAACAAGAUCUCAAGCAUUCCCAAUUAAAUGGGCUCAUUGGUUAGAUGGUUCAGUAAAUACUGAUGAUAGUGAUCAAGAAAAAAACGAGGAUGAGAACCAAGAUGAAGAUGUUGAUCCUUCAGAAUGGGUUAAAGAUUGGAUUGAUGAUGGAUUAUCAUUGACUUUUGGUGUAUUGGCACAAACUUAUGUUGUCAAGAGAAUGGGUUACGAUUAG
Molecule: messenger RNA, 1290 nt
Organism: Hansenula anomala
Lineage: Eukaryota; Fungi; Ascomycota; Saccharomycetes; Phaffomycetales; Wickerhamomycetaceae
Gene: MTC1
Product: DUF5427 domain-containing protein MTC1
Exons: 1
Coding region: 1-1290 (429 amino acids)
Source: RefSeq, a predicted model, not a curated record